Hirundo rustica (Barn swallow) is the source of this 3198-nucleotide messenger RNA. RefSeq names its product serum/glucocorticoid regulated kinase 1 (gene SGK1). Gene Ontology annotation, molecular function: ATP binding; protein serine/threonine kinase activity. The record is from RefSeq and is a predicted model, not a curated record. The transcript has 14 exons. Gene Ontology annotation, biological process: protein phosphorylation. NCBI's taxonomy places the organism in Eukaryota, Metazoa, Chordata, Aves, Passeriformes, Hirundinidae. The coding region runs from base 531 to 2114 and encodes 527 amino acids.
GCCUCCCUCUCUCUCUCUCUCUCUCUGUUGUUGCUGAACUGCAGCUUCCACUGAAAUUUGCACAAUCAAACCCAGCUUUCAUCUCCGACAGCAGCGAAUCACACCACCUGAAGAAGGAGAAUAGCAAAUUGAGCACGGUAUCCUCUAUGCUUAUACAGCAUGUGGUACCAGUAACUCUCACAGGAUGGAUGGACCUGGGUUUAUGUGAGACCCACUUAGCCUGAGGUCUGCUGCCUGUGAUCUGAGAGCUGUCAGAGGAUUUUACAGGACUAUGUGUAUUUAGGGGAUGUGUUUAAUAAGCUAAUAGAGAGCUGCAUCUGAAAGCUGGAGAAGGCUGCCGCUGCUGCUGCUGCUGCAGUAGCUGGUGCAGCAGGAUGAAUGUGUAAAGGACAGCUGCCUGAGCCGUGCCGGUGAGCCUCCUGCCCUGCUCUGUCUUCCUUAGCUGGGAGGAUACAGAGGAGAACAGAUGCGCUAAACAAGUGCCACACCGGCACACUGGAUCUAUCACUGUGUACCCUUCACUGUGGAAAAUGGUCAACAAAGACAUGAAUGGAUUUCCAGUCAAGAAGUGCUCAGCCUUUCAGUUUUUUAAAAAGAGGGUACGAAGGUGGAUUAAGAGCCCGAUGGUCAACGUUGAAAAGCAUCCACAUGCCAGCCUCAAAUACCCGGGGUCCACUGUGCUGAAUUUACCUGUGGGGGAUUCAGAGCUCGAGCCUCCGCUCUGCCAGACCUGCCUGAGUGACCACCCUUUCCAGCGAGGGAUUGCUCCUCAGGAGGCCGAGUCCUGCUCCUGGGAGAGCCAGAGAAGCAGCAAAAUGAAGGAGCUGCCCCAGAGCAAAGGAGAUUCGCUGCCCAAGCCGGAGCCCAGGACCCUUUGGGUUGGUGAGGACACAGCUUUCAUGAAGCAGAGAAGAAUGGGACUUAACGACUUCAUUCAGAAGAUCGCCACCAACUCCUAUGCAUGCAAGCACCCUGAAGUUCAGUCUAUCUUGAAAAUCUCCCAGCCUCAAGAGCCUGAACUUAUGAAUGCUAAUCCUUCUCCUCCGCCCAGUCCUUCACAGCAGAUCAAUCUCGGCCCAUCAUCCAACCCACAUGCCAAACCAUCAGACUUUCAUUUCUUAAAAGUGAUUGGAAAAGGCAGUUUUGGGAAGGUCCUCCUUGCACGGCAUAAGGCAGAAGAGCAGUUCUACGCUGUUAAAGUCCUGCAGAAAAAAGCAAUCCUGAAGAAGAAGGAGGAGAAGCACAUUAUGUCAGAGCGCAAUGUCUUGCUGAAAAAUGUGAAACAUCCCUUCCUGGUCGGGCUUCACUUUUCCUUCCAAACUGCAGACAAAUUGUAUUUUGUCCUGGACUACAUCAAUGGUGGAGAGUUGUUCUACCAUCUCCAGAGGGAGCGUUGCUUCCUGGAGCCGAGAGCCCGAUUUUACGCUGCUGAAAUUGCCAGUGCGCUGGGCUAUCUGCACUCCCUGAACAUCGUUUAUCGAGACUUGAAGCCAGAGAACAUCCUGCUUGAUUCACAGGGGCACAUUGUCUUGACUGACUUUGGACUCUGCAAAGAAAACAUAGAGCACAAUGGCACGACCUCCACCUUCUGCGGCACACCAGAGUAUCUUGCUCCUGAAGUUCUCCAUAAGCAGCCCUAUGACCGGACUGUGGACUGGUGGUGCCUUGGAGCAGUCCUGUACGAGAUGCUUUAUGGCUUGCCACCCUUCUACAGCAGGAACACUGCAGAAAUGUAUGACAAUAUCUUGAACAAACCCUUGCAGCUGAAGCCAAAUAUUACCAACUCAGCUAGACAUCUCCUGGAAGGCCUCUUGCAGAAGGACAGGACAAAGAGACUUGGUGCCAAGGAAGACUUUAUGGAGAUUAAGAAUCACAUCUUCUUCUCCCCAAUUAACUGGGAUGAUCUCAUUAACAAGAAGAUUACACCCCCUUUUAACCCAAAUGUGAGCGGCCCCAGUGACCUGCGGCACUUUGAUCCGGAGUUUACUGAUGAGCCAGUCCCUAACUCCAUUGGCCAGUCCCCGGACAGCAUCCUCAUCACCGCCAGCGUCAAAGAAGCUGCUGAGGCCUUUUUGGGCUUCUCAUAUGCCCCACCCGUGGACUCUUUCUUGUGAACAUUUUUCGUUUAUUAUUUUUUAAUAAUAAUAACAACUAUUAUUUUUAUUUUUUGUUUGGCCUUCUGGUGGAACUGCCGGUUGACCAGUCACCUUGAAAGAGAAUUUGCACAUUUCCACCAUGGCAGCUUUGCAGCCUUAAUUUCAACUACACUGUUUGCUGGAAGCUUUUUUGAAGAGCACAUCACUCUCUAAAUGAGCUUUACAGGCUUUUCAUUUCCAUUUGUUCUUCCCCCAAAGUGGUGCUGUCUCCUUGGGAAAGAAAAAACAAGAGUGACUGCUGCCAUUGACUGCUACGACAGAUCAUAGGAGUAAGAACAAGCUGUUUUGUAGUCGUGCUCGAAAAGCCUUGCCUGAAGAUCUAUCUGAACGUGAUAAGGAUUUUAUGAAAUGUGCCUUUUUCUGAUGAGAUCUUGUGAGCUCCAAAGCUUUCCCUGUUGCAGAGUGUGUUUCUCAGUUCAUUUAUGUGGGUUUACUAUGUGAACAAAUGGUAUGCGUGUGGUCUGCGUACUACAGAUGGACUUAGUUUAAAGCAUCAGUGUGACACUUGCAGGAUACCACAAUGUGGGGCAUUGUUUGUUUCUUCCAUAUUUGGAAGAUAAAUUAAGUGUAAUUUUGAAAUUUCUUUUGUAAAUCUAUACUGUCAACUAAAAUUAUUGAAACGGGCUCACAAUUACUUGUAUCCAAAUGCUUGCAGAAAGCAUUGCUGCUAUGAAAAAAUAUUUCUAUUUUUAGAAAGGGUUUUUAUGGACCAAAAUGCCCCAGCUGCAGUCGGUCAAAGCUGUUGGUUUCUUCUUUUUUUGUCUUUUUUUUUUUUUUUUUUUCUUUUUUCCAAUAGUUUAAAAGAUAUCAUCUGUAAAAUGGGCAUUAUUUAUGGUCUAGGGGUUUGAGGGAUUUUCAUUCCUGAUUGUAUGUAUUGUAAAAAGGAUCUGUACAUUCAGUUGUAACUCUAGAUGUAUAUUUAAACUUACAGACUUACUUGUAAUGUAUACCAUCAUUGUAAUGUAAUAUAAUUAACAUGGUUAUAUGUAUCAUAUUUUUUUGUGACCAGACCCAUAGGUUUGCAGUAAAAUCCUGAAAAAUA